UGACGUCAUUGUCGUGCGUCGUUCCGCCGCUAAAGGAAAGAUGGCUCUGGCGCGGCCGACGCGACUCUUAGGACUAGCGGCUCGGUUACUCUUAGCGCUCCGACGGAACCUCGUGGUCCGCGGUCCCGACGAGCCCUUGCCAGUGGUGCGCAUCCCCCGGGCUCUACAGCGGCGGCAGGAACAGCAGCAGAGCGGGCGGCGGAAUCCACCGCAGCCAGUGCUAGUGCGACCUGGUCCGCUGCUGGUCUCGGCUCGGCGACCGGAGUUGAACCAGCCCGCGCGCCUCACGCUAGGCCGUUGGGAGUCCGCGCCGCUCGCUUCGCGCGGCUGGAGAAGUCGGCGCGCGCGCGGGGAUCAUUUCUCUAUCGAGCGCGCGCAACACGAUGCGCCAGCGCUGCGGAACCUCUCGUCCCAGGGCAGUUUCGCGAACCUGGGCCUGGAGCCUCGGGUGCUGCGCGCACUGCAGGAGGCUGCGCCUGAAGUCAUUCGGCCGACGACAGUGCAGCUCAGCACCAUCCCGCCGCUACUGCGCGGCCGCCACGCCCUUUGCGCCGCGGAAACCGGCAGUGGCAAAACUCUCAGCUAUCUCCUACCGCUGUUUCAGCGGCUCUUGGCCCGGACCAGUCUGAACUACCGCCAUAUCCCCUUUCCCCGGGGCCUGGUCCUCGUGCCUUCCCGAGAAUUGGCCGAACAGGUGCGAGCUGUGGCCCAGCCGUUGGGUAGCUCCUUGGGCCUGCUGGUGCGGGAGUUAGGGGGAGGCCGUGGCAUGAGUAAGAUCAGACUUCAGUUGUCCAAACAACCUCCAGCAGAUGUGCUAGUGGCCACUCCAGGGGCUCUGUGGAAGGCCCUGAAGAGCCAACUGGUCAGCCUGGAGCAGCUUGCUUUCUUGGUGUUGGAUGAGGCAGACACAUUGCUGGACGAAAGCUUCCUGGAAAUGGUGGACUACGUACUGGAGAAGAGCCAUAUAGCAGAAAGUCCAGCUGACUUAGAAGAUCCCUUCAAUCCCAAAGCUCAGCUGGUGCUGGUGGGGGCCACAUUUCCUGAAGGUGUGGGCAAGCUACUGAGUAAAGUCACCAGCCCAGACGCUGUCACCACCAUCACCAGCUCCAAGCUCCACUGCAUCAUGCCUCAUAUCAAACAGACAUUUGUGAGGCUCAAGGGAGCAGAGAAGGUAACUGAGUUGGUGCAGAUCCUCAAGCAGCAUGACAGAGCAAGUAGGACUGGCCUCUCAGGAACUAUCCUGGUGUUCUGUAAUAGUUCUGCCACUGUGAACUGGCUUGGAUAUAUUCUGGAUGACCACAAAAUCCAACACUUACGGUUGCAGGGGCAAAUGCCAGCCUCAAUGAGGGCAGGUAUCUUCCAGUGCUUCCAGAAGGGCUCCCGAGACAUACUCCUCUGCACAGACAUAGCUUCUCGGGGCCUGGACAGCAUCCAUGUGGAGCUAGUUGUCAAUUAUGAUUUCCCCCCUACCCUGCAAGACUACAUCCACAGAGCAGGGCGGGUGGGCCGUGUGGGGAGCGAGGUGCCAGGCACUGUCAUCAGCUUUGUAACCCAUCCAUGGGAUGUGAGCCUGGUUCAGAAAAUUGAGCUGGCAGCUCGCCGGAGGAGAAGCCUUCCAGGACUGGAGUCCUCAGUGAGAGAGUCUUUGCCCCAGCAAACCUGAUUUUGGCUGGUUUAAAUGUGGUGCCAGAACCAGGGUCUUUCCCUGUGUUCUGGGUAGGUGAGUACACUUGGCAGUAGGAGGAACUGGGCUGUGCUGUCACCUCACUGAGGGCCCAGUGAGUUGCUAUCUGCCUUGGAAAGGUAUGCUGCUGCCCAGCAUUAGAGGCUGAGCUACUGAACAUGGCUGACUGUAGUCUUUCACAUGACACAUGAAAAUAAAGUGGAAUUUGGCUUUGAAUCGUGUCAUGAUUUCUAGCAAUACAUAAUGUCAUGAGUAAUUUAUGGGUCUCCUUUAAUAUGAAUUACCAUUGGGGCAAAAUUUGGUGGGCUCUAAGAUUAAUCAGACCCCAAACUGCAUGUACGACAAAGGCUCUUUCAGUUGAUGUUUUAAUUUGUAACCACUUAGGUCUUAAUUUUUUGCUCUCAAAAAAGUAUUCAUUAAAAUUUCUAGAAGAGGCAAAUACAUAGAAACAUUUAUUAGUGGUUACCAGGAGCUAGGGGGAAAUGGGAAGUUAUUACUUAAGGGGUUCCGAGUUUCUCUUUAGGGAGAUGAAAAUCAUUUGGAAAUGGAGAGUGGUGAUGGUCCAACAUGGUGAAUGUAACUGCUGUCACUGAAUUGUACAUUUAAAAAUAGUUAAAAUGGCAAAUUUUACCACAAAAUUAAAAUAUAUAUAUAUAUGUAUAUAUAUAUAUGUAUAUAUAUAUAUAUAUAUGCUUCUAGGUGAAGGGAAAAGGAAAUGUGACCAGCUGUGGGGAGAGUUUUCCUGUGCCAACAAGGCUCAAGGCAAGCUUGGCCAUUCUUGGUGGGAUCUCUCUGAAAAUAAAACGCAGCCUGACACAGAAGUAUUGUUUGGUAUGCAUUUCCAGGUUCUGUCUUCUAUCCCAUUUCCUUUGACUGAGGAAGAAUGGGAAGGAUUAAACUGUUAUGAAACUGGUAAAAUAAGCACAUGGCAUCCUCGCAUUAGCUCCUAGAUUCCAGUCUGCAGCAUUAUAUAAACUGUCUGAAGUGAAGAAGAGUCAAAUAAAAUAUUCCACAGGAUAAUUAAAAAUACUUGCACAUUGUUAAAAGAUUGGGUUGCACAGAACAGAAGUGGGCCCAUGGCAACCUGUACCAAAAUGUGCAGUCUUAGCUCUCUUUUCCAGACAAAGAAACUAAGGAUCAAAGAGAUAAAGAACUUGCUGAAGAUCACACAAGUGGUCAGAACCUGGCUUGUCUAUACCUUCUAUAGUGGUUAAAUUCACGUAACAUAAAAUUAAUGAUUUUAAAGUGAACAAUUCAGUGACAGUACAUUCACAGUGUUGUGCAACCACCAUCUCUGUAUAGUUCCAAAACAUUUUCAUCGCCCCAAAAAGAAACUCCUUAUCCUUUAAGUAGUUUCUUCCCAUCACCCUCUCCUUUUAGUGCCUGGAAACCAACAAUCUGUGUUCUGUCUCUAUGAAUUAACCUAUUAUGAAUAUUUCAUAUAAAUGGAAUCAUACAAGACAUGCCUUUUGUGCCUGACUUAUUUCACUUAGCAUAAUAUUUUCAAGAUUCAUCCGUGUUGUAGCAUGGAUCAGAACUUCGUUUUUAUGGCUGAAUAGUAUUCCAUUUUAUGUAUAUGUCACAAAUUAUUUAUCCGUUCAUCCAUUGAUGGACAUUUGGGCUGUUUCCACCUUUUGGCUAUUGUGAUUAAUGCUGCUUGAACAUUUAUGUACAACAAUUUGCUUGACUACCAGUUUUCAAUUAUUUGGGGUAUAUACCUAAUAGUGGAAUUGCUAUGUCAUAUGAUAAUUCUGUGUUUAACUUUUUGAGGAUGCCCCCCAAGCUUUUUUCUAUAGCAGCUGAAGAAUUUUACAGUCCCACCAGCAAUGUACAAGGGUUCCAUAAAUGUUGUGUUCUUACCAUGCCAGCUUUUCUCAAAUGUGAUUCAUGCAUAAAAUAAUUGUGUAUCUCUGUUCUCCUGAAAUAUUCCUACAUUAUGCCUGGUGUAGUUUUUAUUAUCGCCCACUUCGACUCUCAAAAGCACCCUAAUUUAGACAAUUAUUUGGUCACUCUAUGUAGGGACCACUGCAGCAGAACCACCCAGGUGGUUGGUCCAAAGGUUGUCAUAAUGUAGAUUCCUGGGCCUGACUCCAGAUCAGAUUAAGCUGUGUGCUUGCCCAAGAAUCCAUAUUUUUGCAAGCUUCCCGGGUGAGUCUCAGGUCCUUUUAAGAUAAACCAUUUGUCCAUGCUGUACUGCCUCCAUGUCCCACCCAGGUCCUGGUUAGGCAUCAGUAUCCCACCAGGUAACAGGGACGUUCCCAGACAACUACUCUGGCCAGAGCCAUGAGUAGUCUCAUGCUGGCCCUCCUGCCAAGACAAACUCCCCGGAACCUUCCCCUUCCCACUACCUGCUACCACUCCCCACAGUUAGUCUGUUCUAAUUAGGCCUGACAUCCCUCUGGAGCCUUGGUGACACAGUGCUUAAGAGGAGCUGCUAACCAAAAGGGGAGCAGUUCUAAUCCAGCAGCUGCUUUUUGGAAACCCUAUGGGGCAGUUCUUCUCUGUCCUAUAGGGUUACUAUGAGUCGGAAUUGACUUGACGCAACACGUUUUUCAGGUUUCCCUCUGUGCUAACAUGCACCAAGGAACUUAAGAGGUAAAGAGAAGGUGCUGUGAUUCUCACCCAGCCUUGCCCAACGUCCAAAAUGGUAGUCCAAGCAGAUUUUGCCUCCUAGGUGCAUCCCCUCUACUACAGCCCCAGCAAACAAAUGGCCCAUUUCUGCUUACUCAAGACCAACAAACAGAACUCCUAAGGAAGGCUAUUCCAUCUUCGGAUAUCUCUCAUUACCAGGAAGUUCUUGGCCACACUGACCCAAGGCUGCCUCAAAUGUAAUCCCCUAGUGUGGGUCAAAUUCUGCCUUAGUUAUCUAGUGCUGCUAUAACAAAUACAGCAAGUGAGUGGCUUUAACAAACAGAAAUUUAUUCUCUCACAGUUUAGGAGGCUAGAAGUCUGAAUUCAGGGCCCCAGCUGCAGGGGAAGGCUUUCUCUGUUGGCUCUGGGUGAUGGUUCUUCUCAUCAAUCUUCCCUUAGGUCUAGGAGUUUUCUCAGUACAGAAACCCUAGGUUCCAAGGACGUGCUCCACCCCGGCUUUUCUUUCUUGGUGGUAGGAAGUCCCCCUUCUCUUUGCUCACUUCUCUCUUUUAUAUCUCAAAAGAGAUUGACUCAAGAAGACAAAGUAAAGUAUUAUAAUGAAGUGUGGAAAGACCUGGAGUUAGAAAACCAAGAGGAAAGAACAUGCUCCGCAUAGAAUAUGAUGUUUCAACAAACGGAUGCAGCACUGGAGAUGCUCCCUCGUCUAUGCCAAAAAAUUGGGAAGACUGCUACCUGGCCAACCAACUAAAAGAGACCCAUGUUUGUGCUCAUUACAAAGAAAGGUGAUCUAUCAGAAAGGAGAAAUCAUCAAACAUCACAUGCGAGGAAAAUCUUGCUGAAGAUCAUUCAAAAAUGGUUGCAGGGGAGGCGGAGCCAAGAUGGCGGAAUAGACAGACGCUUCCGGCAAGGCCUCUUUAAACAAAGACCCGAAAAAACAAGCAAAACGAGUAUAUUUGUGACAAGCUGGGAGCCCUGAGCAUCAAAGACAAGCUUAGACAAUGAACUGAUGGGCAGGGGGAGAAAGAGACCGUUCAAAAGUGGAGAGGAGUUACCGGAUGUGAAUUGCGGCAGGCCCUCAAUCACCAUUCCCUGAGCCGCGGCGGCGACACCAGCAGCGGCGGGCAGGUAUUAGUGUUUGGCCGCAGUUUCUUCAGGGAGAAGCAGCCAACCACACAGCCUACUCACACCUCCGGAACGGGAGAAGAAGGGGACUCUCGACAAAAUCUAUGUACUUCAGUGUAUUUUACCGCACCCCCCACCCCAAACCGGCUUCAGCGGCGGAAUCCCUGGGCCUGAGAUAGGCCCCGUUGAGCACAUAGAGCCAUCCUCCCGGCCUUGGGGAAGGAAGAAAUUUGCAAUUUGGGGGAAAAGAUAAUUGGCUAGCUCCAUUAACCGGGUUAGCUCAGGACAGAAGCGGCUCCUGUCCAGGCAUAAACUGUGUGGAACUUGAGCACCUUUCCCUUCUGCAUGGACCUAUGUGGGCCUAUCUCAGGAGAAUAGGCCCUUGUUGGCAAACUCCAACCAUUUCAGCUGUGCGGUGGAGAGGUGGGUGUUUGAUGUUUGACAUUGCCUAUUAAACAAGGUCCUCACCUACCCACAUCAGGGACCUAAGGACUGGUACCUCCACUCAGGUCACCCAGCCACCCACGACAGCAGUCCAAGGAUUACUGGUACCUCCCAGUCCUUACAACCAAAAACUUUGGGUGCCCAUGGUCCGUCUGCAGAACCCACCCACCAGCACGCUUGGGGGAACAGGGACGCGUUGUCCUCAGAGACACUCGGUACGUUCUCGGCCCCCUGCCUUGUUCAGAGCGUGACCCCCUGCUGCAAUCAGAUACCAGUAUAUAAGCCAAUCACCCCUGCCCCUCUAAGACUGUAGGACAGAGCCUGUACCACACACUUGAUGAUCAGCUACCCAGAAACCUUAGCUGAAUUCAUACAAGAAAACUGAAUGGACUGCUAGACUGAUACACCUGAUAACAGCUCUAGCCUGCUGGGGACAGGACACCAGAGCUCCAAAGGCAAAAAUAAUCAAGCUAGCUCACUCAAGCAACCCACAGGGGUAUACCAAAACAAAGCAAGAAGCUACAACACAGUAAGCAAGCAUAAACUAAUAAAACAACUUAUAGAAAUCUCAGAGACAAUAGUCAAUAUCAAGUCACAUAAAAUAACAGACCAUGAUCACCUCAACAGGCCCUCAAAACAAAGAAUACACAAAUCUUCUAGAUGAAAGUGCAUUCCUGGAAUUACCAGAUGCAGAAUAUAAAAGCUUAAUAUACAGAACCCUUCAAGACAUCAGGAAGGAAAUGAGGCAAUAUGCAGAACAAGCGAAGGAACACACAGAUAAAGCAACUGAAAUUAUAAAGAUUACUCAGGAACAUAAUGAAAAGUUUAAUAAGCAGCAAUCAGAAAUCCAGAAGAUUAACAAUAAAAUUACAGAAGUAGACAACUCAAUAGGAAGUCAGAGGAGCAGAAUUCAGCAAGUAGAAGCUAGAAUUUCUAAACUCGAAGAUAAAUCACUUGGCACUAAUAUAUUUGAAGAAAAAUCAGAUAAAAGAAUUUUAAAAAAUGAAGAAAACUUGAGAAUCAUGUGGGACUCUACCAAGAGAAAUAACCUAUGAGUGAUUGGAGUACCAGAACAGGGAGGGAUAACGGAAAAUACAGAGAAAAUUGUUGAAGAUUUGUUGGCAGAAGACUUCCCUGAUAUUGUGAAAGAUGAGAAGAUAUCUAUCCAAGAUGCUCAUUGAACUCCACAUAAGGUAGAUGUUAAAAGAAAGUCACCAAGACAUAUUAUAAUCAAACUUGCCAAAACCAAAAAUAAAGACAGAAUUAUAAGAGCAGCGAGGGAUAAACAAAAAGUCAUCUACAAAGGAGAGCCAAUAAGAAUAAGCUCGGACUACUCGGCAGAAACCAUGCAGGCAAGAAGGCAAUGGGAUGACAUAUUUAAAAAACUGAAGGAAAAAAACUGCCUGCCAAGAAUCAUAUAUCCAUCAAAACUGUCUCUUAAAUAUGAAGGUGAAAUUAGGAUAUUUCCAGAUAAACAGAAAUUUAGGGAAUUCAUAAAAACCAAACCAAAACUACAAGAAACACUGAAGGGAGUUCUUUGGUUAGAAAAUCAAUAAUAUCAGGUAUCAACCCAAGACUAGAACACUGGGUAGAGCAACCGGAAGUCAACCCAGAAAAGGAAAUCCAAAAGAACAAAGCAAGAUUUAAAAAAAAAAAAAAGCCCAACACA
Loxodonta africana (African savanna elephant) is the source of this 7511-nucleotide messenger RNA. It is a transcript of the gene DDX28, whose product is annotated as DEAD-box helicase 28. Gene Ontology annotation, cellular component: mitochondrion. NCBI's taxonomy places the organism in Eukaryota, Metazoa, Chordata, Mammalia, Proboscidea, Elephantidae. Gene Ontology annotation, biological process: mitochondrial large ribosomal subunit assembly. Gene Ontology annotation, molecular function: ATP binding; RNA helicase activity; nucleic acid binding. The record is from RefSeq and is a predicted model, not a curated record. The transcript has a single exon. Bases 41 to 1663 code for a protein of 540 amino acids.